This is a messenger RNA of Entamoeba histolytica HM-1:IMSS, 1203 nucleotides long. RefSeq names its product topoisomerase, putative. Gene Ontology annotation, cellular component: nucleolus; TRAMP complex. The transcript has a single exon. Gene Ontology annotation, molecular function: poly(A) RNA polymerase activity; mRNA binding. NCBI's taxonomy places the organism in Eukaryota, Evosea, Mastigamoebida, Endamoebidae. The record is from RefSeq and is a predicted model, not a curated record. Bases 1 to 1203 code for a protein of 400 amino acids. Gene Ontology annotation, biological process: RNA 3'-end processing.
AUGAACGUUCCUCAAUGGCUAAAAUCCUUUGAAGGAGAAUUAGAUCUAAAUCAAGAAGUCCAAUUAUUUAUUAAAUUUAUUGAACCAAAUAAAAAUGAAUAUAAAAUAAGAGAAGAACUUUUAACAAAAUACUCAAAAAUACUUGAAAAAGAGGGUUACAAUGUAAUGGCAUUUGGGUCAACACAAUCAAAAUUGUUUUUACCAACAAGUGAUAUAGAUUUUUCAGUUCUAACAAAUGAAUAUAACACAAGAAAAGUAUUAAAUUCAGUUUCAUCUAUUCUUUCAUCUUAUGUCCUUGAAGACCAAAAAAGAAAUUUUAAAGCAUCAAUUCCAGUUUUAAAACUUACAGAUAAAAAAACAUUAAUUGUAUUAGACAUAUCACAUAAUAAUACUAGUGGAACAAAAACAGUAAAUUUUAUUGAAGAAGUUAUAAAAAAGGAUGACAGAAUUAGAAAAUUAGUACUUCUUAUUAAAUCAAUACUUUGUUGUUAUGAUUUCCAUCAACCAGCUAAUGGAGGUCUUGGAACAUAUUCAGUAUUUGUAAUGGUGUAUUGUUAUAUUAAUAAUAAUAUUAUUACAACACAUGACUAUGGAGAAUUAUUAAAGGGAUUCUUAAAAUAUUAUGGAAUUGAUUUUAGAAGUGAUAUAGAAGGUUUAAGUGUAUUUGAAGGAAAGUUUAAUAGAAGUGAAAGAAAUUGGGAUUCUAAGAUUUCUAAUUUAUCAAUUGAAGACCCAUGUGAUCUUUCAAAUGAUGUAAGUGUCACGUCAUUUAGAUGGCAGUACAUUAAAUAUUUAUUUAAAAUGAGUUACAACGCAUUACAUUACACUCAUCUAAAAAAAUAUGACCCAGAACACUCUUUAUUAAAAAGAAUUAUUUGCUUACCUGAUGUAUUCUUUGAACGAAGAAAAUUAUGGGAACAACUUAUAAAUCAAAAUAAAUCAAUAGUAAUUCAUAUAGACAUGGAUUCAGUUCAACAAACAAAUGAAUUAAUUCAACACACGGAACAACAUUCACAACCUUGUUUAACUUCAUCUAUACAAAAGCCUAAAGAAGAAACUCAAAUAGUAACAAUUAAUACAAAAGAAGAAAUAAAUCAAUGUAAUAAUAUAAAAGAUCAAUGUAAAAACGAGAAAAUAAAUGAACAGUCAAAAAUGGAUGAAGUUGUUUUUUAUGAUGAAAUAAAACAAAAAGAGGAAAUAUAA